Messenger RNA from Prunus armeniaca (apricot), 2475 nucleotides. The record is from the annotation of a GenBank genome assembly. NCBI's taxonomy places the organism in Eukaryota, Viridiplantae, Streptophyta, Magnoliopsida, Rosales, Rosaceae.
AUGGCCAAGUUUCUUGCCUUGAUUGCUCUUGAACUUGAUGUUCAUGAAGUUUGCUUCACCAACUCUCAUGGACAAUACCACCCAAGUGAUGUUGUUUUGGAUGGUAAUGAAGAAUUUCUUGUUUUGGUGUUUGAUCAAGCACUUGGUGUUGGUGAAGGAGUUUUGGGGAUUGGGUUUUCUGCAGUCCUUAAUGCGCACUUGAAAGGCUUCUAUAAAUUCACUUACUUGGAUGGAGGAGAGAAAAAGAAUAUGGCUGUCACUCAAUUUGAACCUGUGGAUGCAAGGCGAUGCUUCCCAUGUUGGGAUGAACCUGCGCUCAAGGCCAACUUCAAGAUUGCAGUAGAUGUACCAUCAGAGCUGACAGCUUUGUCCAAUAUGCCAAUUAUCAGUGAAAAGCUUGAUGCAAAUGUCAAGACUGUUUAUUUUGAGGAAUCUGCUAUUAUGUCAACUUAUUUAGUAGCUGUUGUUGUUGGCCUAUUUGAACAUAUUGAAGAUACAACAUCUGAUGGGGUAAAGGUUCGUGCAUAUUGCCCUGUUGGGAAGAGUGACAAAGGGGAGUUUGCUUUAAAUCUUGCUGUUAAGACGCUUGAUCUUUUCUCCAAAUACUUCUCAACGCCUUACUCACUUCCCAAACUUGAUAUGGUUGCGGUUCCUGAAUUUUCUGGUGGGGCCAUGGAGAAUUAUGGUUUGAUCACAUACCGGGAAAAUGAAAUGCUUUAUGAUCAUUUGCAUUCCACAACAGCAAGGAAGCAAAGAAUGGCAAUUGUUGUAGCACAUGAAGUAGCACAUCAGUGGUUCGGCAAUCUGGUAACAAUGGAAUGGUGGACUGAUUUAUGGCUUAAUGAGGGUUUUGCGACUUGGGUAAGUUUCAUGGCCACUGAUAUUUUAUUUCCUGAGUGGAAAAUAUGGUCUCAAUUUCUUCAACAAACUACUGGUGGCCUAGUCAAGGAUGCACUGGAACAAUCGCAUCCAAUUGAGGUGGAGAUAGACCAUGCUCGUUCAAUUCUUGAGGUUUUUGAUGAUAUCAGCUAUAAAAAGGGAUCUGCUGUUAUUCGAAUGCUGCAGAGUUAUCUUGGGGAUGACAUAUUCCAGAAAUCGUUAAGUUCCUACAUAAAAAGAUAUUCUGGAAAAAAUGCGAAGACGGAAGAUUUAUGGAGUGUUCUUUCGGAGGAAUCUGGUGUCAAAGUCAGCGAAAUGAUGUAUGCUUGGACAAAGAAAAAAGGAUAUCCUGUUAUAUCUGUAAAAGCCAAGGAGCAUAUUUUGGAAUUUGAGCAGACACAAUUCCUGUCAUCCGGUUUGCAAGGUGAUGGGAAUUGGAUUGUUCCAAUAAAUUUUUCACUUGGUUCGUACGACAGACACAAGAGUUUCCUUUUGGAAACAAAGUCCAGAGAAGUGGACAUUUCAGAUCUUGUUGAUUCCUUUGAUAAUGAACAACUGUGGGUGAAGAUUAAUAUCGACCGGAGUGGUUUCUAUAGGGUCAAUUAUGAAGAUAAGCUUGCAGCUCGACUUAGGAAGGCUAUUGAGCAUAAUAGCUUGGAAGCAACAGACAAGUUCGGCAUUCUGGAUGAUGCAUAUGCUCUCUGUGAAGCCUGUGAACAAUCACUUUCCUCUUUGCUUUCCUUGAUGGAUGUAUACAGAAGAGAAGUUGAUUAUAUUGUCUUAACAAAUUUGAUCGACGUUUGUUAUAAAGUCGUCAAAAUCUCAAGUGAGGCCAUCCCAGAUUCAGCAAAUGAUUUGAAACAAUUUUUCAUCAAUCUCCUUCGGUUUCCAGCAGCAAAACUAGGUUGGGAUUCAAUACCUGGAGAGGAUCAUUCCAGUGCACUUCUGAGAGCAGAAAUCUUGCAGGCCUUGGUUAUCUUUGGCCACGAUCAAACUCAGAAAGAAGCAUUAGACCGUUUUCAGACAUUAUUGAAUGAUAGAAACACUCCACUUCUUUCAGCUGACACAAAAGGGGCUGCAUACAUUGCCGUGAUGAGGACCGCUAGCAUCUCAAAUAGGAAAGAUUUUGAGUCUCUUUUAAAUGUUUACAGAGAAGCCAAUACAGUGCAAGAGAAGGAAAGGAUUCUACGUUUUUUGGCAUCUUCUCCGGACCCGGAUACAGUUCUUGAGGUUCUUAACUUUUUCUUAUCGGAUGAGGUUCGAGAUCAGGAUAUUAUAUAUGGACUUUUUGGUAUAAGCUUAGAAUGCCGUGAAAUAGCAUGGAUAUGGUUGAAGGAGAACUGGGACCUGAUUUUGAGCAAAUAUGGUGCUGGACUGCUACUCACCCAUUUUGUACGAGACAUUGUGACACUGUUAUGUAGCAAUGAAAAGGCUGAUGAGGUUGAAGAAUUUUUCGCGAGCCGUGUGCAUCCUGCGAUUUCUAUGACUUUGAAGCAAAGCAUUGCGCAGGUCCGAAUCAAGGCGAGGUGGGUUGAACAUGUAAGGCAACAACAAUCUGUGCAAGAGCUAGUCAAAGAAUUAGCAUGCAAGAAAUGA